Messenger RNA from Neltuma alba, 3048 nucleotides. RefSeq names its product protease 2-like. The transcript is spliced from 12 exons. Gene Ontology annotation, biological process: proteolysis. The record is from RefSeq and is a predicted model, not a curated record. Lineage: Eukaryota; Viridiplantae; Streptophyta; Magnoliopsida; Fabales; Fabaceae. Gene Ontology annotation, molecular function: serine-type endopeptidase activity. The coding region runs from base 9 to 2420 and encodes 803 amino acids. Gene Ontology annotation, cellular component: chloroplast.
CUGUUUCAAUGGCGUUUCGCUUCCUUGUCCGCUCCAAGAACAACCGACUCACUAUCUCAGCUUUAUGUCGCACCAUUCCUUCUUGCUUCUUCUCUUCCAGAUGCCGAGGACUCCCUUUCACCCUACCUUCACAGUCACCUCCCUCCCCAAAGAAGGUCCCUUUCACCGUCUCAGUGCACGGCAAGACGUGGCAAGACCCUUAUCAUUGGAUGUCCAACACUGAGGACCCAGAUCUCUUAGAUCAUCUCAACCAUGAAAACACCUACGCCCAAGCUUUCAUGGCCGAUACCCUCAAUCUGCAAUCCUCUUUGUCGUCGGAGAUGAGAAGUCGAAUACCCACUUCCAUUUCCACUCCCCCUGAGCGUUGGGGACCCUGGCUGUAUUACGAGUACAUUCCAGAGGGAAAGGAAUAUCCUGUACUGUGUCGGAGGCGAGGAACAGAGAGAACAAGCUGGUUGAAGACCUUUCUCCAUUAUUCAAUUCUGAGAUCAACACAGGAGGAAGUCCUGCUUGAUUGGAAUGAACUUGCUGAGAAAUAUGGGUAUGUCCAUGUUGGUACAUGCAGAGUUUCACCUGAUCAUAACUAUCUUGCGUACACAGUUGAUAUUUCUGGUGGUGAACGAUUCAUGCUUCAGGUGAAGGAUCUCAGAAGCGGAUUUACAGAUCCAAAAUUUGGAGUCGAAGGUGUUGUUAAUGUGGCAUGGGCACAGGAUGGAAGUUCUCUCUUUUAUACUCUGUCAGAUGAAAACCAGAGACCUUACAGGGUUCUCUACAGAAAACUUGCCAAUGAUCAUGUGAACGAUCUCCCUGUAUUUACCGAGAGUGACUCCAGUUUUUGUGUGGACAUAACAAGCACAAAAGAUGGCAAGUUCAUAACUGUGAAUUCAAACUCAAGGACUUCAUCCGAGGUUUAUGUUAUAAAUGCUGCAAAUCCUAUGGAUGGACUAGAAAGAAUAUGUAAGCGUGCAUCUGGUGUGCAGUACUUUGUGGAACAUCAUUAUGGCUUAUUUUAUAUACUUACAAAUGCUCCAAUUUCGGAGGGUAAUUGGUCUGGUAAAGACCUUUAUCUGGCUCGACGCCGAGUUGGAGAUAUAGAAUGUGCUAGCUGGCAGAAUGUCAUUCUUCCUCCUAAAGAUAUGAGCAUAUGUGAUAUGGACAUUUUUAAUGGACAUCUGGUUCUUCUCUUCAAUAAGAAAGGCGUUCCUGUGCUAUGUUCCUUGAAUUUACCUGUUAAAAAUGAUUGCAAGUAUCAGAUAGAUAUUGAGGACCUUAGACCCUGGUACUUUCCUAUGCCAUCAACUGCAUGCAGUGCCGUUCCUGGUUCAAAUCAUGACUUUAUGAAUACAGUUUACCGUGUGGUGCUUUCAUCACCUGUGAUGCCCGAUGUGAUUGUGGAUUAUGACAUGUCAAAGCAUGCAUACUCGAUAGUGCAUCAAGAGGAAGUAAAUGGUGCUUCUGUUGGUCAGUCGUACGUUCCGAUUUUUGAGAAUGAGGAUAAAAUUCAAGAGGCAUACAAUGUAAGAAAUGGUUGCACAACAAAUUCUGGUUCCAAGACCUGGAGAGACUUUUCUCAUGCAUACUGCUGCCAGAGAGAGGAAGUUAUUUCCUAUGAUGGUGUGGGGAUUCCUCUGACCAUUGUGUACUCUAGAGAAUCGUGGAAGAAGGGUGAAUCUCCAGGAAUCUUGCUAGGUUAUGGGGCAUAUGGAGAAGUUUUGGAUAAGAGCUGGUGUGUAAACCGCCUGAGUUUACUAGACCGUGGUUGGGUGGUAGCAUUUGCUGAUGUAAGAGGUGGCGGUGGAGGCACUGAUUCUUCAUGGCAUCAAUCUGGAAGUGGAUUGAACAAACAAAAUUCAAUAUAUGACUAUGUGUCAUGUGGCCAAUACCUGGUUAAUGAGGGUUUUGUUCACAGAGAUCAGCUUGGUGCCAUUGGAUGGAGUGCAGGAUGCCUUGUUGUGGGCGCGGCUAUGAAUAUGUAUCCAGAUCUCUUUCGAGCCACCAUAUUAAAGGUGCCAUUUCUUGAUAUAUGCAACACAUUGUUGGACCCUAGUUUGCCUCUUACAAUCCUUGACUAUGAAGAAUUUGGAAAUCCUCAAGGACAGUCCCAAUUCAACUCAAUUUUCGAGUACUCACCUUAUGACAAUAUUUCUGAAGGCCGAUGUUAUCCUUCAGUCCUCGUCACAUCAGCACUGAAUGAUUCAAGGGUUGGGGUUUGGGAAGGUGCCAAGUGGGUGGCUAAAGUACGAGAUAGUACCUGUUCUAACUGUUCUCGAGCGGCUAUCAUGAAGACGAGCAUGAUAGGAGGACAUUUUGGUGAAGGUGGUCACUAUGGUCAUUGCGAUGAAGCAGCUUAUGAAUAUGCCUUUUUGAUGAAAACUUUUGCCAUUCUCUACAAUCAAGUAAACUCAUCUGACGAACUGUAGUGAGGUUGUCUUGAAUCAGUGGAAGUCUUUCCUUAGAGUUGAAGAAAAGAUGUCUACAAGAUCACAUUUGGAACCUACAAUUUGCAGUUUGUGCUCAGAGAGGUAAAAAAAUAUUUCACAUUAUAUAAAGGGAAAAUUGCUGGAAAAUCCUCUAUUGCAAAAUUUAUUGUCCAAAGUUGCAUGAAAUUUGUUUAAGAUCCAGGUGCAACCGAUCUUUGGUGGGUGCAAGUCUUUUUCAGUUUUGCGCAAUUCUGUACAUAGAUGGAGAUGUGUUGCACCUGUUGCACCCACUUAUGGACCUAGGUUCUUAGGGGAGAAACUGGAUUGGAUGGCUGUGAAAACCGAAAAGGAAAAAGUUGAGACUCUGAAGAUUGAAUGAUUUUGAUCUCAUUCAACAGAAAGUCCUUCCUUGUAACACACAAGGUGAAUGAGGGGAUGAAACUGACAGUGAAGUUGCGUUUGGGAAGCUGGUCUUUUGAUGCCAAAUGAAGCUUUAAAUUGUGACAUGAUAAUUUCACGACAAUUCAUACUUUUCACUUUCAAGCAAGAACUCACAUUGGCCCUGGACUGUACUUGUAAUUUACCUCUUUCUUUUUAUAAGAAAUAAUUAUUGGUUAUAAAUAAUAAA